Monodelphis domestica (gray short-tailed opossum) is the source of this 2812-nucleotide messenger RNA. It is a transcript of the gene TLNRD1, whose product is annotated as talin rod domain containing 1. Lineage: Eukaryota; Metazoa; Chordata; Mammalia; Didelphimorphia; Didelphidae. Gene Ontology annotation, molecular function: actin binding. The record is from RefSeq and is a predicted model, not a curated record.
CAUGGUCCGGGAAGGGGCGCCGCUUCCCAGCCCAGCCGCUGAAAGUGAAUCUGAGCCGGGUAGGUGGGUGGCGGUGGAGAGAAAGGGAAGCAGAAAGGCAACUCCCCGCCACCACGGCCCGAGCCCUGAGGGCGCCGGGUGAGGCGCGCCCGGGCGUGGUGUGUUAGCUAGCGGCCCUCGGGCGCCCGGCCCCAGCUAGCUCUAAAUCUGUGCACUACUCCCUCCGGACUCGACUCUUAGCAGCCUGGCUGACCGAGGAGAGCCACACCCUCCGCUGGGUGGCUGCUGCUGCUGCUUCCUGAUAGCAAGAGACUGGAGAAAGAGAGAGAUGCGGGACGGCUGCUCCCGCGGUUGCCCGUGCGUGCCCUCGCUUCUGGCGCUCCAAAGUGACUUCUCUUUCGGUUGCGUUUCCAGAGACACACGUGCGCGGAGGUGCCCGACUUUGGCCCUCUAAGUGCUGAGAAUAGAAGCGGGUUUGUGCAUCCGCAGUCUCCGGAGCUCCUCCCUAAGAAAAAGGAUUUUGAUUUCAAAGAAAGGAAGGAAGGACAACUCCCAGCCUCCCCCACCCCAGUCGGCUUGGCAGGGCCAUGCCCAGGAAGGAGGCGGCGGUGGCCCCACGGCGGAGACAGGAGCAGCGCGGACUUUCCCGGAACCCGUCGGGCGGGAAGUACUAAUUUUGGUUUUUCUUCCCUUUUUCCCCGAGGUUCAUGGUGCUUGCAGCCCCUAGGCAGAGGCAGAACACUGAAGUGUUUCGCUCCACUCCUAAGCUGGUCGUCCGUUUUCUCGCCCUUGCUCUCUUCUCGGCCGCCGCAGCCCCGGUGCCAUCUGCUCGCGGCGGUGGAUGGCAUGAUGGUGCGGAGAAGGCAACGCGGCCUUGCCCAGCUCAGUCGGGACGGCUCCGGGGGCGGCAGCGGUGGUGGUAGCGGGCUCCCCAGCGGCAUGCCAGUUCUCCCCCGGCGCUAUGGCUAGCGGGAGUUCGGGGAAGUCCACUGGCGAGGCGGCUUCUCCUCCAGCUCCUGCUAGCGGUGUUUGUCACUCGAGCGCCGUCGGGGUUGGCUCGCAGCCACGGAAGAGGCUAGUCUCGGUCUGUGACCACUGCAAGGUGAAGAUGCAGCUGGUGGCUGAUCUGCUGCUGCUGUCUAGUGAGGCUAGGCCGGUGCUAUUGGAGGGCUCCACCGCCUCCUCCGGCCCCGGAUCCGGGGAGUCCUUUGAAAAGUGUCGGGACACCAUCAUCGCUCGCACGAAAGGGCUCUCCAUUCUCACUCACGACGUACAAAGUCAACUCAACAUGGGCCGAUUCAGCGAGGCCGGGGACAGUCUGGCAGAGCUUGGUGAGCUAGUUGUCUCGCUGACCGAGUGUUCCGCUCACGCCGCCUACUUGGCCGCGGUGGCCACUCCAGGAGCACAGCCGGCGCAGCCGGGCUUGGUGGACCGGUACCGAGUGACCCGCUGCCGGCACGAAGUGGAGCAAGGGUGUGGGGUGUUGAGAGCCACCCCUUUGGCGGACAUGACGCCCCAGUUGCUGCUGGAGGUGUCCCAGAGCCUGUCGCGCAAUCUCAAGUUCCUAACGGACGCCUGCGCCCUGGCCAGCGAAAAGUCCAGGGACCGCUUCGCCCGAGAGCAAUUCAAACUGGGCGUCAAGUGCAUGAGCACCAGCGCGUCUGCGCUGCUGGCCUGCGUACGGGAGGUGAAGGCGGCGCCCAGCGAGCUGGCCCGCAGCCGAUGCGCACUCUUCAGCGGGCCCCUGGUUCAGGCAGUUAGCGCCCUGGUGGGCUUCGCCACCGAGCCCCAGUUCCUGGGUCGAGCCGCCUCCGUCAGUCCCGAGGGCAAGGCAGUGCAAACCGCUAUCCUCGGUGGGGCCAUGAGCGUCGUGUCGGCCUGCGUGCUCCUGACCCAAUGCCUCAGGGAUAUUGCCCAGCACCCCGACGGGGGCGCCAAGAUGACAGACCACAGGGAAAGGCUGAGGAAUUCAGCCUGCGCUGUUUCUGACGGCUGCAACCUGCUAUCUCAGGCACUAAGGGAGAGGUCUUCGCCCAGGACUUUACCGCCAGUGAAUUCCAAUUCUGUGAAUUAACCCUAUCUCGACUCCACUCCCCAAGGCCUCACCUCCUUCUCCAGUUUAUCCCCCUUCUUGCCCCUGGUUGAGACUACAGGAAAAUACUUCUUCCCUUCCCACCCCAUUUAUACCAAAGAAAUCACUUAGAUGAGGUUCACCUCCCCUACACCUCCUUUUUUCUCCUUUACCUCUACCCCACUUGAAAUUCACAAGAGAAAUACCUUGAAAAACCUCACCAUAAGUAGAAGCAAAGUGAGGGAGAGUCUAACCUUGGAAAGUUUAAUACAGUACCUGGGAGUGGGGAAUUGGGAGAGCUUUAACCGUGCUGGGUGCGGUUUCCUUUCUUUUCGGCCACCCCUAACCCUAUUUCCAUCUCUACAACCAUUCUAGCAGAAAUUCCCAUCCACAUCUUAUUGUCAAAUUGUGCAGGAAGGAGAUUAUAGAUUUUUUUUGUCCUUUUGUUUUGUUUUGUUUUAAAGGUUACCUCAGUUUCACACAUUAGACAUGGAUGUAGCUACCUUUUUUGUAUGUGGUUUUUUUUUUUUAAUGAAUGUUGGGUUAGAAGUACACUUGGUGUGGAAAGAGUGAAGGUUAUGAGUUUUUUGCCACGUGGUUUGCGAAUUGGGGGAAAGCUACUGUGAGUGUGUUUUCAAAAAUUUACACUAUAACAAAAGUGAUUUUUUUCCCCAAUGUCAGUUUUUAUCUUGCAUGUACUGGAGUAUUUAUUUCAUCUAUUAAAAUGUUAUGUUUCUCAGA